This is a messenger RNA of Drosophila kikkawai, 4037 nucleotides long. RefSeq names its product focadhesin. The record is from RefSeq and is a predicted model, not a curated record. Lineage: Eukaryota; Metazoa; Arthropoda; Insecta; Diptera; Drosophilidae. Gene Ontology annotation, biological process: regulation of post-transcriptional gene silencing.
CACACUGGAUAAGCACCAAAACAAAACCUCGCCAACCGGCUUUUCUUUUUAUUUAUUUUGCAAUAAUUUCCCCAGUUUUCCCCGCUCAAACAGCUUUUCACACGGAAACCCAACUUAACCAACUGGCUUCCUGCAUCGCCACAUCCUUGAAAUGAGCUAGCACGCAGUGGUCAGCGAAUCCGGAGUAAACAAGGAAAACCACCACAUCAUGGAGGACUUUGCCAGCAUAAAGCCGACCAGUUCGGUGGUCAAAUUGGCCGCCUGCCUGGAGAAGAUCUACACGAAAAUAGUGGAGAGUCGGGACAAGCAGGUGCCGGAGCACCAGAUCAAGGAAAUCGAGUUCCUCAAGUCGCAGUGCAAGCACGAACACAUGCAACUGAGCCUGAUGAGCUGUCAGACGCUGGUGCGGCUGGUGGACGAGGGCGCCUUGGAGGCCAAUGGAGUGCAGAACAGUUUGCUCUCCAUGCUGGCCAGUGCGGGACCCCUGCACUUUUCCAUCAUAACGGAAAGCGUUCUGGGUCUCCAGCUCCUUAACUUGAAGCGCAAGACGUCGCUGCUCAAAGAUCAGGAGUCCUACCAGUGCUCCUAUGGCCUGAAGACCCAGCAGCAUCCUCUGAUCUCGCUGCUCCAGCACUCGAGUGUGAACAUGCACGAUGUGAGCAACAAGAUCAUUGGCAUCUGUCAGCACCAUGACAAGGGCAUUCGGGACUAUAGUAUAGAGUACCUUCGUCCGGUGUUCCUAUACAUACUCUGCAAUCCUCAAACCCUGCACGAUGUUAAGCCCAUUUGGACUUGCCUCCUCAACCUUAGUGGCAAUCAACCAGAGGCUAGAGCUUUAAUGCAGGAGCUGCUGGCCUGGAGCAAGUUCAACAAUGCCAGCACCUGCUUGUGCACCAGCAUUCUGGUGAUUGAGGCCAUCGAUCACUUCCUCCAGCGCGAGGAUCACGCCCAAUCCAUAGAUCUGGCCAUCUAUCAGGCUUGUUUGAUAAAGCAACUGGCCAACUACGGCAUCGAUCCGCGUCCCAGCCUGCAAUGCUUGCUGCGAGUGCUCCAUGCCACGCGAGAGCACACCAAGGAUCACUACCAUGUGCUGCUCGUGCUCCUAUCGGAGGUGCUGCACGUUCUAUCGCCAUUCUAUUUGGCGGAUCUGCUGCGCAUCAUCGUUUUCGUGGUGGUACAGGAGCGCUGUGGCCAUGAAUACAUUCUGAACAUGUGUCUGGACGGCAUAAUCCAGUGGAUGUCUCAGACUGCAUUCAUACCCGCAGAGGGCUUGGCGUUGGCUCACCAGAUAGUGGACAGGGUGCUGGAUACCCAGAGAUCGGAGCAGGAUGGAGAGAGAAUAGCCACCAAGUUGCUAAAGCCUGCCCACAUGCGCAACUAUCAUCCGGACAUAGCAAUAGCCUUUGAUCUGGCCACUCUGGUGGAGUCGUUUGAUGCCUCUGAUAACCAGGAUGUGUUUGCGUUUGUAGAUGCCUUAAAUGUCAAGGCCAAUACGGCCUUCUGUCAGCGCUUGCAUCUGUUCCUUAGGGCUUUAUUCCUCUCAAGAGAGCCUCCAGUGGACUGCUGGUUCAAGAUCUAUGAGGUCAUCUUGCAGAUCAUCAAAGUGAACGAGGGCAUUGCCUAUGACUUCCUCAUGACGUAUAUCUUUAAGCUGGCCCACGAAAACAAUCCGGAGCUGCAACUGGAGCUAAUGAGGGGCUUGGCCAGCUUUGCAGUGUCCAAGGACAAUGUCCCCAUGAUACUCAACACCAUAAGGAAUCUGUCUGCUGAGAAUGGCACCUUUUGCGUGGAUUUGUAUCUGCGCUUGUGGCGUGUGGAAACGCGUACUUAUCCUUUUCUGUUAAAGCAAAUAGCGCAGCCUCUGCCGGAGGGCGACAAGCGCUGGGAACUGCAGAUAGCACGCACCCAUGCCAUGAGGGAAAUCUGUCAGGAAAAACCCUCUUUGCAUGGCUCGGAGCUGCUGCCUCAUCUUAGCAACACCCUCAACAACUGCUCUGAUGAGGCAGGUGAUCUAGCCACUGCCCUGGCCCUGGAUGCCAUCUAUGCCUUGUGCGAUAGCCACACCGUAAACAUAGCCUCCACCUGGCAGGCCUUGGGCAGUAAAUUCCGCAGUGAACAGCGUCCACAAACCCUUAAGUCGCUCUACAGAUUCUUUGGCCUUGUGCCGCUCCUGCAGACGCCCACAUUGGAGUACGAGAAGCUGGCGGACGAUGCUUUGGAACAGCUGUGGCAGGCCAUUAGUCGUCCUGGCACAGAUGCCGCACAGGUUCGGAAUUCCCUGGCUGCCUUGAAGAACUAUGAGCCGGGAACCACCCUCAAUCUACGCCACAUACCAGCCCAGUUUCGAUUUGAGAUUGUCGGAGGAGGUGUUAGUGUCCCAGGUGGCCGGGAGGUCCUAGAUCUCCAGCAGGAGACAGUGCCGGGUGAGGUGUGGGUGCAGCUGCUGCAGAAGAUACGUCCCGAGUGUGGAGAUGCAGCGGCAGAUCUGAUUUCCCAUCACAUAGGCAGCGAGAUUGAUGGCUUCCGGAGUGGAGUGUAUCGGUUGCCCGAGGGAAAACCAGAGCCACGCAAGCUGGUGGGUCUGUUCGCCACCAGUCCCCUUCGAGCGGUCACCAAUUAUGUGGUGAGCCAGGCUCGCUUUGGGGACUACGUGCCCGAGCCCUAUGCCGUGACCUUUGCUCUGCGUUCGCUGUCGAAGAAGUUCUCCAAGCCCAUUCCGCCACUCGACUGGAGCUGCCUCACGAGCUUCUUUCACCUGUCCUUUGAUGCCCGGAAGUACUGCAUAAUGAUAGCCAAGAAUCAGGCUUUGAACUCGCGCACAGCCAAGCGAUUGCUAGAGAACUUCCUGGUGGACUUUGAGCCCAACUGUUUUGAGGAGGAUCUCCUCCUACUCUUCUCGCUGCUGCCGGAGAUUGCCAACAGCGUGAGCUUGCAAAUCUUAAAGAACUUUGCCGAGAAAGUGGCUGUGUAUUGCUUCAAGGAAUCGCAACUCAACGACUUUGCAGAAGGCUGUCUCUUUGAGAAGUUCCUGGAGAGCGUCAAGUACAUUUUUACGGGAAAGUGCGACAUACCCGAGGUCCUCGAUGUCUUCACGCUGAUUGUGGAGCGCUACAUGGACUCAGUGAAUCUGGAUUCAAGGCUUUUCGAACGCUACACCGAGGUGGUGGCCACCCUGCAUCCAAAUGCUAUUGAUGGGCUGACCACGCCUGCUAACUGGUGGGAGACACCAGCUGGCAAACUCAAAAAGGCCACCAUUAUCAGAUGUUAUCUGGUGCUGUACAACGAGAAGCUGCCGAAUCCUUUGAAGUGGCUAACGCCCAUCAUAGAUGCCUAUGAAAAGCGGGAGGAGGAGCGAGCAUUCUUCUAUCGUCACCUGGCUGCCACACUGUAUGCCUUUGGAAGCGACGAACAUGCCUGCAACUGGAUAUCAGAGAUGUUCCUGGAGAUCCAGAUGCUGCUGGCCGAGGCCUCCAACAAGGAGAAGGUGAACCGGGCUCUGUAUCUGCUGGACAUCUUUAUGCUGGCGGUGGAUGUGCUCUCCGGCUGUGCAGUUCUGCUGGGCAGUGUGGAUGUGGUGGCCAAGGAUGACAAGCAGCGAUUGGCGCUCUUCCCGGAGAGCAUGCAGUACCUGUGCGAUCAUAUUUUCUGGAAGGAUCAGGAGGCCAAGGUCUACGAAUUCCUCUUUAACUUGUACAAACACACUUCCAUGCCCUCUUCCUAUGCCGAUGUGUUCAGGGAGGCCAUCAUUUGCUCCCGGAAUAAGCCAUAUUUUGACAACAAGGGCGUCUGGACCAAAUACGUAGGCCUGCGUAAAUAAGCACCAAUGACGAAUACACUCACCGCAUUUAACCCACGCCUCAAGUGCACUUGAAGGGUUAAGCCCACACUAUACCGUCAAUGUUAGUCAAUUUUUGAUAGCAAACAGCAAUCUUUGUUAUUUAUAUGUGUUUCAAAUUUGAACUAUUAUAUUAAAGGCAUUUUUGCGCACACAAUUUAAUUUUAGAAUUAAAUAGAAAUAUUUUUGCAGUGUAUUACAA